CAUUUCUUGUCCUUUUCAGUGCCUGGUUUCCUUGACAAUUUGCCACACUGGUAUCCGUUACGUGAACAUGACAACACUACUGGUGUGGAACUUCCAAAGCCAACGGUGCUGCCACCUACCAUAAGGUCUGUACAAAACACCAUCCGAACAGGAUCACCGAAUCAGUCGAGAGGCAGCAGAGAUUCCCCGAGCAAACAGUAUCGGGGUAAUAAAGGAGAUGGACUAGGGGGUAGAAGAAGGUCGUUAGGAGCUUUGACAGAUGUCGACAGACUAACUACCUCUGAAUCUAUGGACAUCUCCUCGACUCACUCUUCGCCUCUUCUGCCGCACAAACCACGUGACAUGCACCUUCAGUCGUCUGAGCAUGCUCCUGGUAAAGUAGUCCAUUGUUUCAGUGGUUUGUCGCACAUCAUGUCUGUAGCACGUCACAUCCUGUACCCCCGUUCAAAGAAGAACAAAUACUGUGCACGCCUUUCACAUCGGCUCCUUCCUAAGAAAAAUAGCGAAAACAGGGGUAUGAAGACAGUGUGGCAAUAUCAUUCAUUCGGAUGAAGAGAGCUAUUGUUUUCAGGUUAGUUUCCUAGCUAUCUGUGAUAUUUUCACCAACCCUGGUUACAUGAUUUUGGACUAUGAUGCAUGAAAUACAUGUCAAGAUUGAUCCAUCACCGAACCCGUGUAUGUCAAGACUCUUCACGUAUGUCUGCCACCGGAACAAUGGAUGUCAGGAGCGUUUCUGUCUGUCUUUCACCGAACCAAGGUGUGAUGGAGUUUGCCAUUUCUAUAAGUCGUUGAAACUAGGUAUACCAUGCAUGGGCAGUUGUGUUCUCUACCUACCCAAAGAAUGUUAAGACCGGUAAAUAUUGUGCUAUACAGAAUAAACAUAUAUCAGGAGUGGUCAGUUCUGACUGCAAAUGAACCAAAGCCUGUCUGGAGUGGUCAGUUAUGUAACCCUCGAACCACCUUCUACGAUCAUAUAUCACCACGGAAGCUCAUUAAGGCAAUGUUUCCUUUGUACAAUAUUCCAAACGAUUGCGAGUCUUCAAUAACAAAAUUUACAUCGUAGUCAGUAAUGAUGCUGUUCAGUUUGUCGCUGCAUGUGUAUUUCAAUACCAAAUUAUGACCUACAUCCGGUGUUCCAUUAUCAUAUGUUUACAGAUAAAGAAGACGAUGUUGUAACAUAUGAAUUAAUUGGUGACAGAAUUAUGUUUUCUCCACAUUGUUCUAAAUAAUUACUACAUUCUUGGAAAAUACUACAAACAGUAAAUGAAAGAAUUCUACUUAAAAUAAAUCAACUAUCAUUUUAGUCCAUACUCACCAAAGAAGAAUAAUAAUUAUUAUUAUGCUUCCAUAUGCCGCAUUUAUUUGAAAGUAUUAUGAAAUCGUAUAUUUGAAAAUUCUCGAGUGUGGAAGUUCUUGUGCUGUGAUUCUCUAAGCUGAACUCGGUGUUGAAUUUUUUCGCGUUUGCAAUGUUUAACAAAAACUGUGUAUUCAAUAUAUCUAAAAUUAAUAAUAUCUUUAAGUAAAUAUUUGUAGAUUAGUUCCCUCCAGGCGCAAAAAGCCAGCAUUUCCAAACCGCGAAAAAGUCCACCUUUACAGAAACAAUGUAUACGAAGAAAGUAUAAAUGUGUUGCUAUUCGGCAGCCUGAGGUACAGUAUGUGGGUGUAUAGAGGAUUGAUUUGCAUAAUAAUACUGUCUUCCAUGAGUCUGGUGUUCAUUGCGUUACAAUUUCUGCCGUUCACGAGUUAUUGUGUUCUCAAAUAUGUCCUGACUUUCAUCACAAAUAGAAAUACAAGAUAUAUUUGCAACUUUUGUUAUUGAGUUUGAAAUGACAAAACAGAUCAAAAAUAAAGUUAAUGUAAGUAAUACCGAAUAAAAAUGUAUUUAAAGACAUUAUAUUUACAUUAAUAUAUAUUAUCAGCAAAUAUUUCGUCUUAUAGUGCUAUCAUAUGUACUAUUCUCAACGUAUGCAUUACUUGAUGGCAUUAAAUGGCACUGUGUAAGUCCUCAACACACCUAGAUGAGCUUGGAUUUCAAAUGAUGAUAAUUUCAGUAUUAUUCUAACCGCGCUCGAGUCAAAAAGAAUAGACUUUUUCUACCAUAUAAAUGCAUGACCUUCUUAUGUUAAACCUAUCUUCUCUAGUCAAUGUAUAAAAUGGUAGUCUGAAACAUUUAGAUCGUCCAUAAAGCGGGUAACAUUCCAUUUCAUUACAUGUACAUUAUGUACAAAUAUCAUCUUUCGAAGUUUAUUUAGCGAUUUCCUGUAUAUUUUAGAUAUUGUAUAUAUAUAUAUAUAUAGACUUAACAAACCUGAUGGAUCUCACCGUAACGAUACAUGUAUCUUAAAUUGUUAUUUAUCUUCUCUUGUAACAGUGAAACAUCAAAUUAACAUCAACUCGUUAAAGUAACUAUCAGCAAAUGUAGACUAUUUACGUAGAAUACAUUCUUUGUAAUAGAUAAUAAACGGUUUAUAAAUAUUUAAUAGAAACAUUUGAUCGCGUUCUUCAUUUCUCCUGUCUCCAUCAGUAGAACUAUUUUUCUUCAUCAUAGAGUCAGUAAUUAAUAAAAAUUCACGAGACCAAAAGACGACACGUUAAUUGAUUCUCUCUUUUUUUCAAUGAAUGGUUUCUUUUUCAUUAAUACGGAGUUAAGUGACGUGAAUUAAAAGUAGAUUGUCACGUGAUCUUAUAUGCACAUUUACAUCGUUGAUAUAUCACGGUGAAUUGUUUCUAUUGUCAUAUCCCAUUGUUAUUCAAAUACAAUUGUGAUGUAUAACAAUUUUUCUAUGAAAUAUUUAGAUGUUAUGAGACUUGUAAUCUUAUACCAUGUGCAUUUAGUGAGAGAGAAAGAAGAUGAUUUGAAAGCAAUAGGUGGAAUGAAUCAUUUUUAUUGUUGGUCUAUUGACAAACAAUGAUAGAGUGAGAUGAAGGUAAAUCCUUAUCUUCGCUUUAUUGCAACAGGGAUGAACCGUAAAUUUAUUUAAGAAUUGCUGUAGGAUAGAUUCAUCAACAUUUCAGGCAAACAACAGUUUCAUGAUAGUUUGUAUAAGAAAGUUUUUUUCUUGCAUACCGUAAGUGCCAAAUGAUGAAUUCAUAUAAUUGUUUUAUUGUAUUUGUCUUCGUAUAGAAUUAUGUCAAAUGAAUGGUUAGCGUUAGAUUGGUAAAUGAUAAUCAUUUCAUUACAUAGGAUAUGAUUGCAAAUGUAUGAGAUAUAAAUGUAUGAGAUAUAUAAUUUAUCAAUCGCCUUCCGUUUUUAUCAGGUUUAAGUGUACAAUGGCUGUCUUGUGCUUUUUGAUUGUAAAUGGAGUAACAAAAACGUAGAACUAUUUCCCCUUGUAACUAUUGUACAUGGAUUUUAUAAAAUGUUGACCAGUGCACAAUGUAUACAUGGAAGAACUUGUUCGCCAUGUUAAACAUUAUAUGUAUAGAAGUGAAUGUUUUGAACAAAUAAUGUAAACAUUGUCCUAAGCAACGUGCAUAUGUUUCACAUCGUAAUUUACAAAGUAUAUCUCUUGUCAAUGGUUUUGAUAUAGUAUCUGGUCCCUCAUUUACAUAUAAAGUAAAAUAAGUUCUUAUUCAUUCAAGAGCAAAAACCCAUUAAAUAUUUAUAUAUCUAUAUAUAUAUAUAUCUGUCAUAGCUCCUUUGUGAAGUUGAAUUCUCUUAUAUUGACGUCAGCACCGAGUGAUCUAGAUGUUUAUAGCUGCAGUUGCAAGUGAGAGAUUGUCUGUUGAUGGGUAGUUGUUAGUUGGAAAGAGUGGUGAGAAUGAUAUAUCAGCGUAAUUAUAACGCUGAGUUCUCUGUGAGGUCAGUUUCAUUGUGAUUCGGAUGUUCAUAUGUGCGUGCAUAUAUACACGUGAACGUAUAUUGGAUCGGUCUGUUCGGGCGCUAGGUUAGGCGAGUACAUGAUCGUCAUUGUUGUUAUCAUAUUUAUGUAUCGGACGUGAAGUAUGUCCUGAAUGAGUUGUUAAUAUUUUUAAUAAAAAUAUAAA
This is a messenger RNA of Mizuhopecten yessoensis (Yesso scallop), 3987 nucleotides long. RefSeq lists its product as uncharacterized. The annotation marks the transcript as partial. Lineage: Eukaryota; Metazoa; Mollusca; Bivalvia; Pectinida; Pectinidae. The transcript has 5 exons. The record is from RefSeq and is a predicted model, not a curated record.